UGCUAGAGGCAACACCGGCCCAUCGGCCACAGUGGAGGGCAGCAGCUCCCCGUUCUGAGGUAGGCUAAAGUUUGAGUCGGCCAGAAGACCUGAGCGCGUGUGCCUGGAUUUGUGGUCUGUCUCGGUUAGGUGGGAGGCUGGUUAACAUGGAAGAUGAUGAGGUCUCAGAGAACUGGGAGGAAGCAGCGGACAGCGGUGAAAUUGAGAGGAGAUUGGAGGCUAAACUAAAAAUUAGCGAGAAAGCUAAGAAGUCUGCUGGUGGCUCAGGAGGUUCCCCAGUAAGAACAGCCAUGGUUAUCCAGGACGACUCGCUGCCUGCUGCCCCUCCACCUCAGAUUCGCAUUCUGAAGCGCCCAUCCAGCAACGGUUCAUUGGGCAACGCAGCCGCACUGGCUCGACCUGCCGUGCAGGUGAAGUCCCUGGCCCAGAGAGAAGCAGAGUACGCAGAGGCACGUCGGCGGAUUCUUGGUAGUGCCAGUUCUGAAGAGUCUACUUCAGACAAACCAAGCCCUGACAGGCCAGUGCGUGUCACUGCUCCAUCAACAGAACAGGUCAGACCGAACAGUCACGCAAUUCGCCAACCAACAGGUCCUGAUGGCUCACAAGGCUUUCGCCACUGUAGAUAGAGAGGUGAGGGGGAGAGAGGGCUCCAUCUCCUACCCAGAGGGAGUCAGUGGGUAUGCCCCAAUGGAACAGAAGUCUACACAGAUGGGCUGGUGUCAAACAAAAACACACAACACAAUAGUGACAUUUUCCAGAAUUGGAGAGAGCUGCAUGAAGAUGAAAUAUAGUGUUUGGGGAGGUCACACAAAGAUCCCCCCCUCCAUUCUCACCCCAACCUCCACUCCCUGCCACCAUGCUCCUGACACUGGCUUCGGGUGGACCCUCAGCACCCCCCACACUGGAACGUGGGGCCAUGAUGCUGUGCUGCUGAGGGUCAGGACUGUUGGCCACAGCCCACACUGUGACUCCCCCACGGCUUCCUCAGGACUCUGCUCACUGUGACUGCUCCCAGUGAGCAUCCUCCCAGCCCGGCAUUGGGCCCCGGUGUGCCUGGAAAAGCCAGGAGUGCACCAGCUUGGGCUGGAAGAGUGGCUGCGCUUUGACGCAGAACAGGUGGAGGCCCGACCACAGUCAGUGGACGGAGCCUCACCUGGCCCCGAGAAGGGACCAGCACAAGGGUAGGAGUGUAGUUUUCACUGUUGGUGUUAGCUCAAAUUAGCAAUAAUGCUGAAAAAAAAACAACAAAAAAAAAACACACAUGGGCCCAUCUCUCCCCUGGGUCACUCCUACCCAUGCUAAAAUAGCCUCCAUCUUUGAGUAUUUGGACUGUCUGUUUUUGUUAUUAUUCCUUUAUUUUUUAAAGCAGCUUAUAGAUUAGAAGUCACUGACCGUGUUGGAGUGGUGUUAGUAAGUAGGUGUACAACUUCUGUUUGUUUUAUGGUUUCACGGUUUGAUCAUACUGUCAAAUGCCUUUUUAAUUUUUGUCACAGUUGUUGUUUAAGACUAUUUCUGAAUUGUAGCUUGAUUUAGGUAUUUACAAGCUCUAAAUAGUAGUCAUAACAGUUACUGAAAAAGUGAGUGAGAGAUAGCAAAUGUUCAAACAUCUGUGCUGUUUAGCAGUUGGGUAGUGAAAUUCAUAAUAUGGAAUUUGGAGGCUUUAACAUUUUACUGUGGAUUUGGUUCAAAAUGGUACCAUUUUCCGUAAUUUACUUUAUUUUUGUACCCUGCCUUUCAUACAGCUCUUGCUUUGUUAAAAGGUAAUGUGUACAUUUAUGGGUACAUAUGGAACGUAUGAAAUGAACUAUGAGCAGAACUUGUACAUACAUGGUCACUCUGCUUAGAGCAAAGCGGUUUUAACAAUACUGGUUUGUGUCAUGAAAUAGAAAGGCCUUAACCAGCUGUUCUGAUGCAUGCAUCAGAUUGUGGCUGUUUGUUCCUGAAGUGUUAAAGCAUCUCUAGAUUCUGGGAUUGUUUCCCUCACUCCCCACUGCGACACUAGUCACCCCAUCUUCCACCCAAUAUAGGAGUCCUCAGGAAAAAGAGUUGCGUCAUCUGGAUCCUUUCCAGCGGCAAACAGAUCUGUCUGGGUAUUCACCCACAACUUAUGUGAUCAUAUCUUAUGUCUUGUGGAGAACACAAAACUAAAAGCCUGUAACAUUUCUGAAGAAUCCCUUUAAUAAAAUCUUUGGCAAAGUACGUAUGUCUGAUUAAACCGAUUGGAUUAUGAAUGUCACUAAUGUUGUGUUUACUUUUUUCUUAAAUCCUAUAAUAAAAUGUAUGACUACAUUACAAAUAAAAAUGUCUUCAAAAGUA
Molecule: messenger RNA, 2316 nt
Organism: Sardina pilchardus (European sardine)
Lineage: Eukaryota; Metazoa; Chordata; Actinopteri; Clupeiformes; Clupeidae
Product: SUZ domain-containing protein 1-like
Exons: 4
Coding region: 147-626 (159 amino acids)
Source: RefSeq, a predicted model, not a curated record